Molecule: messenger RNA, 546 nt
Organism: Westerdykella ornata
Lineage: Eukaryota; Fungi; Ascomycota; Dothideomycetes; Pleosporales; Sporormiaceae
Exons: 3
Coding region: 1-546 (181 amino acids)
Source: RefSeq, a predicted model, not a curated record
AUGGCGCGCACAGUCGUAGGCUCUGCGGUGAUCGUCCGAGAAAAGUACUACUGGCCCGACGCGCAACUCAACUUCUGGACGAUAAUCAUGCUGGUGACGGCGGGGACGGUGCUGGGCAUCAAUGCGCAGUUCAUGACGAUUCAGAAUCAGACGAGGCAGGGGACGCCUUGGAUAAUGCCCUACGGCGUCACCGUCGGCGCCCUCACCCUCCUCUUCAUCCUCGUCGAACUCAUCCUCAUCGCCCAGCGCCGCCUGCUCCCCGGCGUAAUGAUGCUCCUCUCCUUCAUCCUGCUCGUGCUCUUCCUCACGGGCGCCGUGGGCACGGGCAUCCAGCUGUUCGGCAGAGCGGCGAUCAAUAACCAGUGUAAUCGCUACGUGUUCAAUCGGAGGGAGUAUGGCCCCACGCUCGAGACGUUGGCGUUUCUGCAGCAGCAGAAUAUCUGUCAAUGUUGGCAAGCGGUUUUUGCCUUUUGGAUUAUUGGCGCCGUCUUCUUCAUUUGGAUGAUGGUGAUUGCGGGCCAGGUCAAUCAGAACCAGUACGAGUAG